CUCUGGGCGCGAGACAGUCCUGAUCGAGAUGCCGCGUGCGUUUGGCUCAAUUGCGCCGAUCAGCGUCAUCUUGAAAGCGCAAAGGGGCGUAUAUGAACACGUCGACUUCGGUUGACCCCACGACGCGCCUUCCAACCUCAACAUCCCUUCUGCGUCCAAUUCUGUCCCCUGCUUCUCCUUGUCCCACCCUUUACCUCGCUCCCCACCUUCGCCGGCUGUCUUUACGACACCAUCCGCUCAAUCACAAUAUCCCUCUCGAGCCUUCGACAUCCUUUCUCGAAGCGCUAACUCCGUUCCCCCUCUCUCGCAUCCCUUCCGACAUGCGUCGCUUUUUUCCGCUCCUCUUUGCACUUCUCGCCGUGCUGCUGGCGCUAACGCUGGCCGCGCCGCAUUCUGUCAUUGAGCCUCGUCGCAAGCACAUAUUCGACAAGCAGAACAACGACAAUUUUCAAUCCUUCAAGGACAACCUGCACUGCUUCGCGAUGGAUGGGCCGACCUGGGUGAUGGAAGAUUGGGCUCAAUUCUUCGACUGGGCAAACACUACAAUGACCGGCAAGCCUCCGCCUCUCCCUCUCGAUGUGGGUGUUCUCGCUGGCCAAGCAGACGGCGGAGUCGUACGCGAAAGAUUCGUACUGAUCUGACAUGUAUCGCAUGCAGGAUCUAAAGGUCAUCGCUUCGUGUGCCAAAGGUGUCAUGUGGGAGCAGAUCCACAAUGGCGUGGGUGAUUACGUCGACGAUAUUGCUACCGCCGCAUUGCCUCUAGCGCUCACUGCACCAUGGCAAAAGCUGGGAGAAUACAUCAUCAACCACC
Molecule: messenger RNA, 811 nt
Organism: Ceraceosorus guamensis
Lineage: Eukaryota; Fungi; Basidiomycota; Exobasidiomycetes; Ceraceosorales; Ceraceosoraceae
Exons: 1
Coding region: 93-641 (182 amino acids)
Source: RefSeq, a predicted model, not a curated record